UUGGGUAUACAAUUAAGUUAAUUAAUUAAAUAAGCGGGUUUAAAUAUUAUAUAUCACUGAAUAUUUAAUUUACAAAUUAAUGUCCAUCACCCAAAUUAUUUUUCUCACCAAUGAUUUUCACUAAUACGUACUGUUGCCUUUAAUCAAAAGAUUAAUUCAACCUGACACUACAUGUCGUAUUAGGCAACGCCUAAAACUUAAGAAAAAAUAAUUUUUGGUUUUCGUAACAUUUUUACCAACAAACACUUGAACUCAAGCGGCCAAACAAUAGAAUAAUAAAUAGAAAGCAAGCCUGAAUUUUGUUUCAAAAAUAAGUCCUACAAAGUCAUAUAAAAUAACUACUUUGAAUUUAAUGAGGUCAAGAGCAAGGUUCAACAUGAAUUGCCUAGUAAGUCUUAUAUUGGUAAUUAAUUGUUACUUGGUCACCGCUAAAGUGACGAGUUCACCUCCAGUGCUAAUCUGGGGCACAGAAACUCCGAAGCCUACGAGUAUUUUUCGCCCUUUUAAAUCCGAUCAAUUUUACGAAAUAAUACAAAAUUUGCAAAAGGACAACAUGAUAGUGAUUUACCUAGCGUCUGAGCUAGCCGCUAAGGACAUAAACUGCGACGUGUGCUUUCCCUACUUGAGCAAGAUCCAACCCAUGAACUACUACAGCCAGGUGGAAGAGCCACUGAUGGCCGUGGAGCGGGUCAGUGGGACGACCAAAGAGAUAAUCUGGCACAACCCCAUAAUCACGGAAAUAAAAAGGCUGGAGCUGGAAAUGGAGCUGCCUUGUGAAAAGGGCCAAAUACACGCCUUCAGAUUUAAGGAUCGAAAUGUGCUUGCUCAUGAUGCAGCCAUGGCGGUGGCAACCUAUCAGUUUACUGACUGUCCAGUGGUGCACCUGUACACUGCUUUCACAGAGGAAGACCGGGCCUUUCAGCGUCGUAAGGCCCAAAAGACGCGUCCCGUGCCCAUCCAAAUGGAUCCGUCGAAGAGCAUCGGUCCACCAACGGAUCAAAAUGAUAUCGCAUCGGGUCACGAACUGCAGAGUUACACAUACACCGUUGUUGAUAACAUGACCUUGCUGCGCCACGACAUGCUCAUCCUAUCGUUUCAGUACAUUCUGUUGGCCAGGAUGGAGCGACAGGGGCCACAGGCCUACUUUAACCGGACUAACGUGACCCUGCCCGUUGGCAAGGAGGAAGUGCAGAUGGGAUUGCUCAACGGCCGCGACAUUUACGGGGGCGUCGUUGUGGUUCUCGACACAAACAUCAGUCCCCUGAUCAUUGAGUUGAUGCCAUCGCAGGGAAACUGGCACUUCACCCGCAUCAUCUUCGGCAGCAACAUCACCUACUAUCCGCGCGACCUCGUCUUCUUCGGUUUCGACUUCAGCCUUUGCUGCCCGGACAUCACAGCCUUUGCCGCGGACGCCUCGCGGCUGACCAUCUUCGACUUUCGCCUGGAUAUCCUUUGGCAGGAUGACGAAAAUGGCAUGGACAUGGGCUACGAGGUGAAGCCGUGCUGGGGCUGUGCCGUAUUUAUGACUCCGGCCCUGACCCAAACCCUGUUCGUGAUGCUGGUCAUAGCCCUGAUACUCUGGAUCGGCCUGGCGAUGAUACUCUCGAUCGGACAGAACAAGUUCCCCCAGGUCGCCGGCGAAACUGACCUGCACAUCAAGACGGACAUCUAGACGGAACUGUGGUGGCGACCCUCGCCACGCUCUUUGAUGCACAUGCGGCACAGUCUACACAUAUUCUGCUAAUUCACUUGCUUACAAUUCUAAUCGCGUGGGGUCGCGGAUGGUGUGGGGCAAGGGGGGAUAUUUAGAGAUCGUAAUAAUAAUGUCAUUGUCGCGUUCCUUUAUUGUCUGUUUUGUAUUGUCAUUGCGAUUCCGCCUGAACUCUCCAACUGGGCUGCUCUCCACGGGGAAAACAAAGAGGUCACCGAUAAGCCAUAGGUUUUGCUGAGAUAUGCCCCAAAAAUUUUGAUUUGCACGUGGGGUGAGC
Messenger RNA from Drosophila elegans, 1988 nucleotides. RefSeq lists its product as uncharacterized. The record is from RefSeq and is a predicted model, not a curated record. NCBI's taxonomy places the organism in Eukaryota, Metazoa, Arthropoda, Insecta, Diptera, Drosophilidae. Bases 353 to 1672 code for a protein of 439 amino acids. The transcript is spliced from 5 exons. Gene Ontology annotation, cellular component: proton-transporting V-type ATPase complex.